UAGUCGCAUUUGGAAUCUUUGACCGACAACUCCAUCUCCCCUCUGCCAUAGAAGAAGAUUGCAAAUCCUGGUUCCGGGCCACAGAUCACAGAUCAGAUCACAAAUCACAACUUCCUCCGUACUUUACAAUAAUACAAUUCACAAAUCUCUCAAAUCCUACGAGUAAAGUCUCACUUAAAAAGUUUGAAAGAGGAAACAAGUCCUAAAUUAGUCUUCCCCGUUUCAACUUAUUACUACACUCACUUCACUACCCACCCGCCCACCAAAUUUACCGACGACCGCCGACCAACGAUCCUCAUCUAUUAUUACCCUUUUCACCCAGUUUACCAUCAUUUUUAUCAUCAUUUGUUUAUUUUGGGUUGAUCAAUUACGCAAACUCAAGGAUUUUGCCAUGCAUCUUGAUUCACUUUGUGCUAUAACAACUUAGCAUUGGCAUCCGUCGUUGAUUCCCCCCGCAGUCGCCCAGAAUUUGCUUGUUCUGCCAAUCCUCUCCUACGUGCGACUUUCCGUCCAUUCCUUCCCAGUACUUGGCAGACACGAUUGAAGACUUGGCAUCGCGAACAUUAUCAUAUAUUUAUAUUAGCAUGUGCGCGAACGCCACUUCAACGGCUCAGUCGUCGCCGACAGCAUCGACAGGUCGCUCUCUGUUUUCUAGAUUGACCGCACCGUUGAAGUCUCGUACGCGCAACCUGGCUGACUUCCACAUCGAACCACUUGAACCUCACCGGCGGUAUGCACCCGGGGAUCUGGUAAGGGGUUCCGUUGUAUUGACUGUGGUCAAACCCAUACGAAUCACUCACCUCACCGUCUGCCUGCACGGUUUCGUACACGUUUAUAAGAAUGCCAAUGGAGCAAACGAGCCCUUGCCAGAUACGACGUCAUUUGCCUCGACCAAUCCCAUGAAAUCACAAUACUUUGGGAACGGUUAUUGUUCACUUUUCCAAGAUGAAGUUACAUUGGCCGGUGAAGGUAGAUUUGAGGCUGGAAUAUAUAAAUUUAAUUUCGAACUGGAAUUUCCCACCAAGGGGAUUCCCACGAGCGUGGAUGUAGGCAACCUCCGGACGAACCCAAUGCGACUUAUACUAAUGAAGUUGAAUAGUUCGAGAGAGGAACAAUAUCGUAUCAGAUCUCCUCGACGAUCACGCGGCCAACAACAAUAGCCGCGACUUCGAUGUGCGAAAGGAAGGUCGAGCUGGUAGAAAGAGUGGAUGUCGGUCCUUUAGGCCCACCCCGACCGCGAACAAUAUCACUGGAACCAAUAUCGAAACGAGCAAAGAGAAAGAGGUCCAUUAAGCCAAAAGAUACUUCAUCCCGGGAACAUACGGACACUAGAUCUAUUAGUGAUAUGACCGAAGCCACAUCACCACGGCCAGAUGAGUCUGUGAGUCAAGUGGGAAUACCUGACGGCCAUAUACAACCUCGAAGCCCGGUGCAAAGUGAUGUUCAAAGUACCUUCAGUACGGAUAGUACAAUCAGUAGUAGUACCGGCCUCAGCUUCCGCCUGGGACAUGCUACAUCAUCGGCACGGUCUGCUCGAGAUAGCCUAGGGAACAGCAGCAAUUCCAUGGAAGACAAAACUAUCACAGCCACAAUAGAAUUGCUCAAGUCCGGAUGUUUACCGGGAGAUUAUCUACCCCUGAAAAUCAGCGUACAGCAUACCAAGCCCAUCAAAAGUAUGCAUGGAAUUAUAAUUACGUUCUACAGACAAGGCCGAAUAGAUUCUGCGCCUCCUCUGUCACUGUUCAAAGAUAUUAAAGGGAAAGAAGCCGAAAGACUAAAGCAUGAAGAAUACUAUCCUAAAUCUAAGACCGGAUUGGGUGGCCUGUCACUGAGUUCCGCUGGAUCGACCAGCGUCUUCCGGAAGGACCUUUCCCAGACGUUUGCGCCACUCAUCGUUGAUCCUACAACUCUGACUGCCCAUGUUACAGCAUCCGUCAGAGUUCCCGAAGACUGCUUUCCAACUAUAAGUGGUGUGCCUGGCCAGAUGGUGAAUUUUAAAUACCAAGUUGAAGUUGUAGUAGAUCUAGGCGGGAAGUUAGCCGGCCAACAACGGCAUGUACCACGAAUUGGAACUGUUAGCCUUCCUUCCAAUUAUGGAAGCACAGGUAAUAGGUCAGAAGGAAAUGCUAGCAUGCUGGCUGCCUUUGGCGGUAGCAUUGUCGACACAGAUCACAUAAGACGAGAGAAGAGCGUGGUUGCAUGUGUUUUCGAAGUGAUUGUUGGAACUACGGAUAGUGCUCGGAAUAAAGCAAGGCAUACGGGCAAACAACCAGCUGAACCUUCGAAUUCAAGGCCAGUCACACCAUCGCUGGCUCAUAACCCGAUACAGGAGGAACCAUUCGACCACGAGUAUAUACACCAGGAAAAUGCAAACUACCCCAAUCAUCCUUAUCAAUAUUACGAUCCCAGUUACGAAGAAUCAUAUCCAUAUGAUUCUAAUCAAGAUUAUGAACAGCACACCGGUCAAAAUUCUAGAUACCCGCCGCCUUCACAUGCUCAAAUAUAUGUACCACCACCGGGAGACGACGGACAAGCAGAACUCAGUGAAAAAGAACAACUCAGAAGAGCAGAACAGAGACUCCUCCCUAGUCAACCUCCUCAAGAAUCGUCAACAUCUUCGGCGGCAGCAAGGGGCAAUGUUGAGCCAUCUGCACCUCCUAAUCAAAAUGACGAAGAUCUCUAUACAGCCGAUGGUCUAAGACCAAGCAGUUCCAGACCCCUUGCACCUCACCUAGUUGACCGAUCAAAUUCGCAGUCGACCGAAAUUCCAAGCAUGGGCCCCUCAGCUCCCAGCCUAUCAGACCUCACCCCACAUGCCUCGAACGUCACAGAUGAUAAACAAGAACUGGAACGUCAAAGACUCCUAGGCGAAGCGAGCGCACCAUCAGAAUUUCCCGAUGUGGAAGAGGAAGGCGGGAGUAGCCAACAGGGCGGUGUGGCAUCGGCACCACAUGAUCAUGAACCUUCAGCGCCGAUAUUUCAUGAAGAAGAUGAAUAUGGGAGCGGAUACACACAUGAAGACUCUGAAGGGUCAAGGGCAGGUCAUGAGAGCCUACCACCAAGAUACGAAAGGUAAUUUGACGUCAUGGUGAACAGUUAAUAUAAAUGAAUACCCAUGAUUAGCAAAGUUUUUAGAUCUGCUAUAUAGCAAUUAGGGAAGCUUGGAAACUCAACGGAGGAUCAAAUGAAACAUAUAGUACAUAAAAAUAAAACCUAAACUUAUCAUCUAC
This is a messenger RNA of Sclerotinia trifoliorum, 3230 nucleotides long. The record is from the annotation of a GenBank genome assembly. NCBI's taxonomy places the organism in Eukaryota, Fungi, Ascomycota, Leotiomycetes, Helotiales, Sclerotiniaceae.